UUCGUAACGAGGUCCCUGGCGCGGUUUCCCUUUGCUCUCCCUCUGCGGGCCCCGGCCGUACUUCAGCAGUGUCUAGAGCGUGGUCUGUUCUCAUCUACCUGCCUCAUUUUCUGAAGAGGUACCUGUGGUUGGCCUAAUAGUUGGCUGUCGAAAGUGCCGGCCCCCGCGCCGGCGCCGGCUGCAGCCGGGUGGGAAGGCUCAAGAUGGCGUGCCUGUUGGAGACCCCAAUCCGCAUGAGCGUCCUCUCGGAAGUAACAGCUAGCAGUCGCCACUAUGUUGACAGGCUAUUUGACCCUGAUCCCCAGAAAGUUCUACAAGGUGUCAUAGAUAUGAAAAAUGCUGUAAUUGGAAACAACAAGCAGAAAGCCAACCUCAUUGUUUUGGGAGCUGUUCCAAGAUUAUUAUACUUGCUUCAGCAAGAAACUUCAAGCACAGAGUUGAAAACUGAAUGUGCAGUGGUAUUGGGAAGUCUUGCUAUGGGUACUGAAAACAAUGUUAAGUCUCUACUAGAUUGCCAUAUUAUCCCUGCCUUACUACAAGGACUACUGUCCCCAGACCUGAAGUUCAUUGAAGCUUGUCUCCGAUGCCUGCGCACCAUCUUCACCAGUCCCGUGACUCCAGAGGAACUACUGUAUACAGAUGCCACGGUGAUACCGCAUCUCAUGGCACUGCUCAGCAGGUCCCGCUACACCCAGGAGUACAUCUGUCAGAUCUUCUCACACUGCUGUAAAGGUCCAGAUCAUCAAACAAUUUUAUUUAACCAUGGUGCAGUUCAGAAUAUUGCUCACCUACUAACCUCAGCAUCUUACAAAGUUCGAAUGCAAGCACUGAAAUGCUUCUCAGUUUUAGCUUUUGAAAACCCCCAGGUAUCGAUGACCCUGGUAAAUGUUUUGGUUGAUGGAGAAUUGUUACCACAAAUUUUUGUGAAGAUGUUACAGAGGGAUAAGCCUAUUGAGAUGCAGCUCACCUCAGCAAAAUGUUUAACAUACAUGUGUAGAGCUGGAGCAAUUCGGACAGAUGACAACUGUAUUGUAUUAAAGACAUUGCCUUGUUUGGUUCGAAUGUGCAGUAAGGAGAGGUUACUAGAGGAGAGAGUUGAAGGAGCUGAGACACUCGCCUAUCUGAUCGAACCAGACGUUGAGCUCCAGAGAAUCGCUAGCAUUACUGAUCACCUCAUUGCCAUGCUUGCGGACUAUUUCAAGUAUCCCAGCUCAGUGAGUGCCAUCACUGAUAUUAAAAGGCUUGAUCAUGACUUAAAGCAUGCUCAUGAACUUCGACAGGCUGCAUUCAAGCUCUAUGCCUCUCUUGGAGCAAACGAUGAAGACAUCCGGAAGAAGAUCAUUGAGACUGAAAAUAUGAUGGACCGAAUUGUGACUGGCUUGUCUGAGUCUAGUGUCAAGGUGCGGUUAGCUGCCGUCAGAUGUUUGCACAGUUUAUCUAGAUCUGUGCAGCAGCUUCGAACCAGUUUCCAGGAUCACGCUGUGUGGAAACCUUUAAUGAAGGUUUUACAAAAUGCACCAGAUGAAAUCCUAGUAGUAGCAUCUUCCAUGCUAUGUAAUCUUCUUCUUGAAUUUUCUCCAAGCAAAGAGCCAAUUCUAGAAUCAGGAGCUGUAGAGCUACUUUGUGGAUUAACCCAAAGUGAAAAUCCCGCUUUACGAGUGAAUGGAAUUUGGGCUUUAAUGAAUAUGGCAUUUCAGGCUGAACAAAAAAUAAAAGCAGAUAUUUUACGAAGCUUGAGUACUGAACAGCUAUUCCGGUUAUUAUCAGAUUCAGAUUUGAAUGUGCUGAUGAAGACAUUGGGACUUCUUAGAAAUCUCCUCUCUACCCGCCCUCACAUAGACAAAAUAAUGAGUACUCAUGGAAAGCAAAUUAUGCAAGCCGUCACCCUUAUUUUGGAAGGAGAGCAUAACAUUGAGGUCAAAGAGCAGACACUCUGCAUCCUAGCCAACAUAGCAGACGGGACAACGGCAAAAGAACUUAUUAUGACCAAUGAUGACAUCCUGCAGAAAAUCAAGUAUUACAUGGGUCAUUCACAUGUCAAAUUGCAGCUGGCCGCUAUGUUUUGUAUAUCAAACCUCAUAUGGAAUGAAGAGGAAGGUUCACAGGAACGCCAGGAUAAAUUACGAGACAUGGGCAUCGUAGAUAUUCUACACAAACUCAGUCAGUCACCAGAUUCAAACCUUUGUGACAAGGCAAAGAUGGCACUGCAGCAGUACCUGGCGUGAUGAGCGCACCCUGGGCACCUGCGAGCAUCCCACAUCCUUGUUAAAGGAAGUACAGGAACUAGCCUCAUUUGAUUCCUUCUAUUUGCACAAGUCACCUUGGACUGCAGGGAGCUGUUUUGCAAAAGCAAUUUGGUAGGCUUAGAUCUCAAAUUCAUCUUGAGAACAUUUUUUUGAGGUAGUCAUUUCCUCAGAGGACUAUUGUGUUUUGUCAUGUUUCUUUCUGAGCUACCUGGACUCUUUAUUAGAACAAUCAAUUAUUUUCCUUUGGACCUACAAUUUUUUGCCUAUGCUGCAGCCACUUUGUGAGUGAGAAGGGAUAUGUGUCUGUGCACACAGGUGCGUGUGUGCAUGGUGUGCAAGUGGGUCAGAAUGAAUGGGUGUGUGUGUGUGUGUGUGAGGGAUACCUCAAAGUUUUCUUUUCUUAUUUUGUGUGAAAAUCUCUUUUCUACAGAUUUUCCAGGGUUUAAGCAUUGCUUGCUGUAUAAAAAAACUUUACUGAAUUAUAUACAGUUUGAAUGAAAUGUUAUUUUAAAAACAAAACAAUUGUUAAGUGUUCCAUAAAGGUUAUGUUGAAUUUUGGUCAGAUGAAUAUUUGUAAGUAAAAAAUAUAUGCAUUUCUGAACCUCAACUUACAUAGAUUUUCUUUAUAAAAAACAAAAGACUAAAAAAAGAAAAAAAGAAAAAAAAACUGAAAAAACAAAAAAAGAAAAGGUUGGCUAUAGUUGGCCUGAAUAACAGGCACGAAAUAUGGUGCUGUGCAAAAUAGUAAGCUAGCAUCUUACUGCCAUCAAUAUCAGCAGGUACCGAGCCUCUUUUCAGCCUAAUUCAAUAAGCUCUCAGGCUUCCAAGUCAGGACAGGGUGGAGUGGAGAGAGGCGACAGAUACACCAUAGGGUUUUUUUUGAAACAUCAAAGGGAAAUAUAACUACUGAUAGUGAAAGCCCAGCCAUGACUGUGAUGGGCUACACUUGGCAGGAACUGGGCACCAAGAGCCUCCUAACCGCCCUAAAUCCUGUCACUGGUGUACCAAUACAUGGCAGGAUUUAGAAUCAGUCAUGGGACCUUCUGCUCCAACUAAAGUAGGUCAUCACUUCCUGGAAACAAAGUCUGAUCACCUUGUGCUUCCUGAAACAGCAUAUAUCACUGUGAAACUAAAGAAUGUUCUAUGGACACAUCUAUAGGAAGAAGCAAAGAACAGAAUAGUUUAGAAAGCUUUUUUCUCUUGGCGAUACUCAGCAAAUUCUGUAUACUUGUCACUCAGGACCGCUAUUCAGUGUCUCAUUUUGUAAAAUGAGAUGGAAAUUUUAGUAAGCGAUAUGGCUAAGAUCUUUUCCUGCAUGAAGCCCAAAGCAUUGAAGUUUGAGAGAAGGGAAUGGGGUCUUCCCAGGGCGACUGAAGAUGACCACCUUUUCCAGCCAGUACCACUUAGCCCUUCAGCAGUCCUUAGCUUGGCACCUGCUCCAACUUCUGGGUCAGCCUCAAGGUGAACUCAGUGAGGUUGGUCUUGACUGUUUGGAGGUACAAUCGGCCUUCCUUUUCCCUUUGCUCUAAGAAGUUCAAAGGCAUUGCAGCCAGAAAGCAAGGUCUGUGGCCCAGAAUCUUGCCCCCAAGAGGCUCCCAAGCCCGCCAGCCACUCCUGACAGGGCUGUUCGAGGUGCAGCCACCCCGUCAACCAACCUACUCCUUCCUUGGAAGAUUUAAAUAUGUUUGAUUGCAAAUGAAUGUUUUAAAAAUGUAUUUAAUGCAAUUUUUUUCUGUUCUCAACAUGACCACCCAAGAUUCAAACAGAGAUUUCCAAGUUGUCAUUUUUCCAGAAUGUUAUUGAUUUAAAAAUCUGUCACAACAGGGACUUGGGUUUUGUGCAGCCAUCAGAAUGCUAAUAUGCAGAAGCCAGUUUAAAGAAAAUAGAGUGUACUGGGGGAAAAGCCUUAUUCAGGCUCACACAUUGACAUCUCUAGUACUGAGAAAAUAUCCUUGGUUGGCAUUUGUAACACAAAACACUAUAGAAUUGGUAUUUUAAAGUACCAGGUAAAUAUAAAUAAACCAAUAAUGAAUUGCUGAGACAAUCUUGAACUUAGAUAGCAUUAGAAAGCUGAAAGCCCAAUGAAAUAACACUUUCACGCUUAAAACUCUGUGGAUAAAUCUUGCCUGUGGCUAUAAACAGAUGGUCAAAGGAAAAGUGCUUUACUAUAAUUGACUUCUCUGAUUUGAAUGAAGGAAAAAUGUAUUUAUUAAAACAAAGCUGUUUGCUGCUUUAGGCAGGUGCAGUGUUCAGUCAGCAAGGAGAGGAGAGGAGUGGACACGGUCUCGUGUCUCCACCCAAGCUCUCAACUAAGCUUCUCGCUCUCUCUAAUACUGCAUUCUGUUUCUCCUUUUGUGCCCUGAUUGUAACCCCAAAUUUAUGAACUAGAAAAGAAUGUCCGAUUUAAUAAGUUGCAUUUUUUUUUCCUUAAGCACUUUAUGUAGAACAAUACAUGUUCUUCCGGUAGUGUUUGAAUAAUAUGAUUUUAACACAUGCUAAUAAAAGCCAAGAAAAAAUGA
Molecule: messenger RNA, 4765 nt
Organism: Phacochoerus africanus (Common warthog)
Lineage: Eukaryota; Metazoa; Chordata; Mammalia; Artiodactyla; Suidae
Gene: ARMC8
Product: armadillo repeat containing 8
Exons: 22
Coding region: 204-2225 (673 amino acids)
Biological process (GO): proteasome-mediated ubiquitin-dependent protein catabolic process
Cellular component (GO): GID complex
Molecular function (GO): protein binding
Source: RefSeq, a predicted model, not a curated record